AUGGAUACCAGAAUAUUUGCCCGACAAUUUUCUGUUAAAUGGUGGGAUAAGUUCGAAGUUGACAGAAUUGCUAAAUACGUCUACAAUGAUUUGCCCCAUGAUUCUGCUCCGCCUCCAACUUCCCCCACUGGUUCAACCAAAUCUUCCCUUUCAGUCGAGGGAAAAUCAAAGUCUGACCUACAGGAGAUUGCUUGCCAGUUGAUAAUUCAAGCUUCCCAAAUGGAUGAUGAUGAGGAGAAUGACAAUGACAAUGACUCUUCUUCUUCGUCCAGUUGCCAGCCCAUGCAGAGCCCUGCUAAGCCUAAAAGUUGGUACGAAGAUAGUCAAGACCCCUAUGAUGCCUAUGAUUUGAAUUCUGAUUAG
Prunus armeniaca (apricot) is the source of this 363-nucleotide messenger RNA. The record is from the annotation of a GenBank genome assembly. NCBI's taxonomy places the organism in Eukaryota, Viridiplantae, Streptophyta, Magnoliopsida, Rosales, Rosaceae.